Molecule: messenger RNA, 594 nt
Organism: Rotaria socialis
Lineage: Eukaryota; Metazoa; Rotifera; Eurotatoria; Philodinida; Philodinidae
Source: the annotation of a GenBank genome assembly
AUGAAUGGUUAUACAUCAUCUUUUAUCCACACUAUCAUUGGCAUUAAACUAAGUCAAUAUCGAAAAAAGAAUAAUGAUGUUAUACAAUCACCACAAACUGGAUCUGAUGUUAAAAAACGAAUGUAUGUUGAAAUACCAUUUAUAGAAAAUGCUACUAAAGAAUUUAGAAAUAAAAUAACGCAUUUACGCAACAAACUCCGACCAGAUCUAGAUAUCCAAUUUCUCAUGAAACUACCACCAGCUGUACAAAUGUUAUACCAAACCAAAGAUCCUAUUGACAAGAAAAUGAAAUCUGAUGUCGUUUAUUCAAUCAAAUAUGCCAAAUGUCAACAUUCGUACAUUGGUAAAACAGGAAGUCAAUGUGUUAAACGAUUACAUGAACAUGGUGCACCAAAGUCAUCAUCAGGUCAACAACAACAACAACAGCAGCAGAAAGACAAUGUCACCGAACAAACUGAUAACAUCAUAGAAUUAAACAGAUCUGAUCGUUUAAAAGCAAAGUCAACAACGACAACAACAACUAUAACAAGCUCACCCGUCAUUAAAGAAACAACAUCUGCAGCUCAACAACAUCAAAUCGAAACAGGCCAUUAA